Molecule: messenger RNA, 1269 nt
Organism: Talaromyces stipitatus ATCC 10500
Lineage: Eukaryota; Fungi; Ascomycota; Eurotiomycetes; Eurotiales; Trichocomaceae
Product: disulfide oxidoreductase, putative
Exons: 2
Coding region: 1-1269 (422 amino acids)
Cellular component (GO): cytoplasm
Molecular function (GO): flavin adenine dinucleotide binding; electron-transferring-flavoprotein dehydrogenase activity
Source: RefSeq, a predicted model, not a curated record
AUGGAACCAAACACAAAGACCAUCUUGAUCCUUGGAGGUUCCUACGCCGGUAUCUCAACUGCACACUACAUCCUCAAACAUGUCAUUCCUACUCUACCAAACAAAGACGACUAUCGGGUUGCCUUCGUCAGCAGUUCCUCUCAUUUCUUCUGUCGACCAACCUCUCCACGUGCCCUGGUCUCUGAGACCGCUUUUCCAAAGGAGAAGUCACUAUUUGUACCCCUGACUGAAGCGUUCGACCAAUAUACCAGUCCUUCCAUAACCCUAUACCAUGCUACUGUGAUUAAGCUUGAUCAUUUGGCGCGUAUAGUCACGAUUAUCCCGGCCAACGAAGGGACCGCUGAUAUCAACCUCAAGUAUCACGCUCUCAUAAUCGCCACUGGAGUAACCGCAGAAUCUCCGCUGAUGGGUCUUCGGGGGGAUCACCGGAAUACAAUAGAAGCCUGGACUUUAUUUCGAAAGAAGCUGUCAUCUGCCAAGAGUAUCGUCAUUACUGGAGGCGGACCCACCGGUGUAGAGACAGCUGGUGAAUUAGGGCAAUAUCUGAAUGGUACUGCAGGCGGAAAGCCAAAUGUUUCCAUUACUCUCGUGACGAGAAGCAGGCGCUUGCUUCCGUAUUUCCCUCUUUCAGUUUCUCAAAAGGCUGAAGCUCAGUUGUCCAAGCUCGGGGUAUCCGUUAUCAAGGACAAAAGUGUGGAGAAAGUCAUCUCGAUCAACUUUGAUGCAGUGGAUACUGCAGGCAAAAGUCUUGAGCGGCUCACUGAUACAGUAGUAGUGCAUCUGAGUGACGACGAGACUCUUCAAGCAGACUUGUACAUUCCAGCGACCGGUGUUUCGCCAAAUACCGGUUUCUUACACCGUCAACUACUCGACAACGAAGGUUAUGUGAAUGUCAAUUCUUCAUCGCUUCGUGUGGAAAGUGCUGGCCCCCGAGUCUAUGCCCUUGGCCAUGUAUGCUCCUCAACACCACGUGCAAUCCACGCUAUCAUGAAACAGGCUCCGGUGGUUGGGGAGAACCUGAAGCAAGGCCUACUAUCCGCAGAAGACAAAGUUAAAGAUGGAGAAGCGGCUUAUCGCGUAUAUGAACCAGAGUCCACUAUUACCCAGUUGGUGGUUAUUGGAAAGAAAGGUGUUGGCAUGGCUCUUGGAUGGAGAGUACCGAGCUUUUUUGUAUGGUUGAUCAAGGGGAGGGAUUAUUGGCUUGGUAUGACGCCGCCUAUGUGGAAUGGGAGACAAUUCACCAAGUCUCUACAACUUGCAAUUCGUUAA